Molecule: messenger RNA, 2134 nt
Organism: Anarrhichthys ocellatus (wolf-eel)
Lineage: Eukaryota; Metazoa; Chordata; Actinopteri; Perciformes; Anarhichadidae
Gene: dnajc3a
Product: DnaJ (Hsp40) homolog, subfamily C, member 3a
Exons: 12
Coding region: 204-1709 (501 amino acids)
Biological process (GO): protein folding in endoplasmic reticulum
Cellular component (GO): endoplasmic reticulum
Molecular function (GO): protein-folding chaperone binding; misfolded protein binding
Source: RefSeq, a predicted model, not a curated record
UCCAGCCAAUCACAGCCACACACGACCGGCCGCUCGAGUACACUGGUCCGCUGUGACUUGGGAAAGAGGAGCAAUGCUGGAUGGAUAAAUAGCGGUGAACACAUGGGACUGUUGAGAAUUAAGCGAAACAUUUGUGAAGAAUAACAUCGGGCUGAAGUGAGUGAGACAACGUGAGAUUGGACCUGUCUGAUGCAAGUCUAAUCAUGGUUUCCAUCCACCAUGUCGCUCACAGAUUACUGACUUACAUCCCAUAUGUUCUUGUUUUGAUUGACAUGAGAUAUGAAGGAGUGGAAUGUGGCAAGGAUGGGAGUGUGGACAGUCAUUUGGAGAUGGGGAAGAAACUGCUCGCUGCUGGCCAGCUAGCUGAUGCUCUCUCUCAUUUCCAUGCUGCUGUGGAUGGAGAUCCCAAGAACUACAUGUCCUACUACAGGAGAGCUACAGUGUUUCUAGCAAUGGGGAAGUCAAAGUCUGCACUGCCAGAUUUAAGCAGAGUUAUUGAACUCAAACCAGACUUCACAUCUGCACGCCUCCAGAGAGGAAAUCUCCUACUGAAGCAGGGGGGACUAGAUGAAGCCGAGAGUGACUAUAAGAAGGUGCUGAAAUCCAACCCCAGCGACAAAGAGGAGAGGGAAGCCCAGAGUCAGCUGACGAAGGCGGAUGAAAUUCAGCGACUGGUGGCUCAGGCACGCGGCAGCUUCAGCAGCCAGGAUUAUGUGACAGCUGCUGCCCAGCUGGACACUAUCAUUGAGACUUGCGUUUGGGACGUGGCCUCUCGUGAGAUGCGAGCAGAGUGCUUUAUUGUAAUGGGAGAGAUGGGGAAAGCCAUUAGUGACCUGAAAGCUGCAUCCAAGUUAAAGAAUGACAACACCCAGGCUUUCUACAAACUCAGCACCAUCUACUAUAAUCUCGGAGACCACGAGAUGUCCCUCAGUGAGGUUCGCGAGUGCCUGAAGCUUGAUCCGGAUCACAAGCAGUGUUACAGCCAUUACAAGCAGGUCAAGAAGCUCAACAAACAGAUCCGGUCCGCAGAGGAACUCAUCCAAGAGCAGAGGUAUGAAGACGCAGUGAGCAAAUACGAGGCGGUGAUGAAGACCGAGCCCAAUGUGCACCACAUCGCUCUCCUCGCCAAGGAGCGCAUGUGCCAUGCGUUAGCUCAGGGCCAGCAGGCUAGCAGAGCUGUGUCGGUGUGUGGAGAAGUCCUCCGGUCUGAUCCGGAGAAUGUUAAUGUGCUGAAGGACAGAGCGGAGGCUUAUGUCCAAGAGGAACAGUAUGAGGAAGCUAUUCAGGACUAUGAGACGGCAGCGCAACACAGUGAGAACGACCACGAGAUAAAAGAAGGCCUGGAGAGAGCUCAGCGACUCCUCAAACAGUCUCUCAAGAGGGAUUAUUAUAAGAUCCUGGGAGUGAAGAGAACUGCCCAGAAAAAGGAGAUCAUCAAAGCCUACAGGAAACAGGCCAAACAGUGGCACCCGGACAACUUCCAGGAUCCAGAGGAGAAGAAGAAGGCCGAGAAGAAGUUCAUAGACAUCGCUCAGGCUAAAGAGGUUCUCACCGACCCGGACAUGAGAACCAAGUUCGACCAGGGGGAGGAUCCCAUGGACCCGGAGAGCCAGCAGGGUCGACAGCAUCAUCAGCACUUCCACCAGGGCUAUCAGGGCUUCAACCCGUUUGGCUCAGGACCGUUCAAUUUUAAAUUCAACUACAACUGAGGAAGCUCCCAUUCAGCACAGCUGGAGCACAUUGUGUCUCUUCCUCCCUAUUUAAAAGGGAGAUCGCUGGCAUGACUCAGAGAUGUGGCGCAAAUUGUGACUUUAAUUCAGUGACCUUAAUUAAAUAUGCAUCUUUGUUGUUGAAGAAUACAACUUUUGAGUUCCGUUCGGGGGAAAUGUCUGUUGCUAUGCUAACAAAUAUGUGCCAUGUGUGGAGCAGCUUUUAUGUCGUGUGGAAGUAAUACCGACACUUCACAUCCUUUCCAAGUAUUGUACAAUUAAUAUCCAUUCGUAAGAUUAAAUUUGUACAUAAGUACAGUACUAUUUUUAUAUGAAUGGAGUUUAUUGAAAUGUAAAUAAAGACCUAUUUAUGUACCUUUUUAAAUUAAACUGAGGGGAAGUAUUGCUGUAUGCAGACACUUUUA